This is a messenger RNA of Penicillium verhagenii, 2298 nucleotides long. Its product is annotated as RIX1/PELP1 family protein. Gene Ontology annotation, biological process: rRNA processing. Gene Ontology annotation, cellular component: nucleus. The transcript has 2 exons. The record is from RefSeq and is a predicted model, not a curated record. NCBI's taxonomy places the organism in Eukaryota, Fungi, Ascomycota, Eurotiomycetes, Eurotiales, Aspergillaceae. The coding region runs from base 1 to 2298 and encodes 765 amino acids.
AUGACUACAACUACUUUGCGUGCGGUCACCCAUCGCUUGACCACCACCCCCGUCGAGCAAUUGCCUUCGAUAACUGCAUUCCUUGCGACCUCGCUGACCGAUUGCGCCGAGCUUCUCUCUGCGCCCCAAGCUCAAAAGUCAAAGACCGAGUCGGAUAAUAGCGUCCAGAUUCACAAGCUGAAGACACGGUUGGCUACUUUGCUGCAGGACCGUAGCAUUGAGGGACGAUGGACCGCAGUGGUACUUGUCAAAGCCACCGUCGAGGCCGGACAAUGGGAAAUCUUGCGCGGCUAUGAGCCAAUUGUUCGUGGCUUGAUUAGCAUUCUGGCGAAACCGGAUCCUAUCUCCACAAGAAAGAUGGCCUUGAUCACCCUGACACGCAUCUUCCACCUGACCUACCAGUACCCGACUCUUGUCCGAGAAAUUACCACGCCUCAUCUGCCUGCGUUUAUUACCGCUGCCCUGAACUUGGUCUCGGUCAUCACCAAGCUUCCUUCGGGAUCUACUCGCAAGGCCAAGCCCAACACACCGUUCAUGGUGACCGUCCUUCAAGUCUGCUUGGAGUUGGUUCCUCGGCACCCUACUAUCUUCCGUCCUUUCGGAUCUCAGCUUCGAUCAUUGCUGACUGAGGUCCUGGGCUCCUCGUCCCUGUAUUUCCCCGACGGGGUGAUGGAUGUUGCAGAGCAACUCUUUGCCUCGCUGCAUAAAUGCGCGCCCAAGGACAAGGCUGGAUCCGGUUGGACAGAAGACUCCAGAGCGACGGUUUUGUCGAUCCACCGAGCAGCCGAUCAUGUCUUCCGCGCCGUAGUCGAACAAUGGGAGUCUGUUGACGGGGGCUUGGUCUCGGCUCGCCAGAACUACAGCUCAGACCUAGCUGAUGAAGGCACCGAUGCACUGGGACUCCCAGCCUGGGAGGGCAUGCAUGCUGGUUCGGACAGAUUAAUCACUCUGUUGCGACUUUUGUCAAACUUUGUCUCCAUGCCAUCCGCCGCUACUGUGGCCCUUCCCCUAGGCUCCAUUCUCGAUGUUACAUCGCGCCUGACAUCCGUGACCGUCCCUUCAGAUGAAGGAACCCGAUCGGGUGUGCAAAUCAAUCCUCAAAUUGGUCGCGACGAGCGGGAAUCUCUGUGGGCUGAGUUGCCUCGCAUUCACAUUGCCUGCAUGAACUUGCUUGCACAUGUAACCAGUGUGUUGGAGACCAGCACCACACCCAUCUCACAGAACAUCUUGGAACAAGUGACCUGGGUAUUCCGGAAUGAAAAUGCCAGCCGGAAUGUGCGCUUGGCUUCAUAUGACCUAUUGAGCACCGUGAUAUCGCUCAAUGGUCCCGCUAUGUCGAAGCAGAGCGCAUCCUCCAUCACCAACGUUUUGCGUGCCUGCUGCAACGAUCUUCUGCCUUCGUCCGAUGAUUCUGGCUCUCAAGUCAAGCCACAAGCCGAUGCCAAGUCUAAGGGUAAGAAUGGCCACGGCACUGCCAAUGCGGACUCCUUCUUGAACCCCGACAUUCAAAAGAACCGGAAAGUGCAAACAUCUCAAUUCGCUGAACUAGAACGGGCCGCGUCGGGUCUCUUGCAAAGCGUUUUGACAUCCAUUCCUCCGCAACUCAUCAUUGGAUCCCUCCGCGCCGAAAUUGACCGAACGAUCAUUCUUGUCUCCGACAAGGAUGCCAUGCUUGCAAGUGUUCUGAACCCUGUGCCAGCUAUCAAGGGCCGCGCUGCCGGUGCCAGUAUCAUGCCCUUCCUGGUUCGCGAAUACGCCAAUAACAUGGAAGUGGAGGCUCUGGUUCGCCCCAGAAUGCCUGUUUUGAUGACUGCCCCGGAGCUCGACUCUUAUACCGAGGCGGAAGAUGAGCAAGAGGCAGAUGAGAUGGUUGAUGAAGUAUACGAUGCUGCUCCCGAAACCGCCGAGUUCUUGAAGGUUUCGGCUCCUGCGCCUGUUGAAGCAAAGGCCGCAACUCAGAUGCCGAUGCACAAACGGACAUAUGUUGAGGAGUCUAACAUCCAGACACCUAGCUUAUCUGCUCCCUCUAAUGAGGAAGUGCAAUCUAAGAAGGCUCGCUUGGAAGAGACGCAACAAUACCCCGUCGUCACUCGGACUUCGACCUCUGCUUCGCAAUUAGCGGAAGCUGAUGCACCUGUGCAGAUGCAGCCCCAGGUUGUAUCCCAGGCUCCGAUUGCUCCGCCCGUGGCUGCCCCGUUGCCCGAAGAGGACGAAAGCGACGAUGAUGGAAUGCCCACUUUGAACAUGGAUUCUGAUACCGAUGACGAGGAUGAUGAGGAUGUCAAUAUGGAGGGGUGA